UCUCCCUGACGAGAGGACUGGAGGAGGCACCUCUCCGAGUCUUAGACUUCAGUCUGAGACUUAGUGAGAGGAGCCCCGGGGAGACAACCCUUCUCUCUUCUUUACCUGUUCUUUUCUUUUACUUACAGACGCAAGCUGAGGCGCGGAGCUUUAGAAAGUUCGCAGUGGUUGGAAGCAGUCCUUGCGCAGUGGGGCCACUCUCUGCAGAGCCAGAGGGUGAGUCGGCUUCUUGGUGAGCGCCUAAGAGAAUGGAUCGCAGGUCCCGGGCUCACCAGUGGCGCCGAGCUCGCCAUCAUUACAACGACCUGUGCCCGCCCAUAGGCCGCCGGGCUGCUACCGCUCUCCUCUGGCUCUCCUGCUCCAUCGCUCUCCUCCGCGCCCUAGCCUCUUCCAACGCCCGCGCCCAGCAGCGGGCUGCCCAGCGCCGGAGCUUCCUUAACGCCCACCACCGCUCCGCUGCCGCUGCAGCUGCCGUACAGGUACUCCCCGAGUCCUCUGAAUCCGAAUCUGAUCACGAGCACGAGGAGGCUGAGCCUGAGCUGGCCCGCCCCGAGUGUCUAGAGUACGAUCAGGACGACUACGAGACCGAGACCGAGACCGAGACCGAGACCGAGACCGAGACCGAUUCUGAGACCGAGCCUGAGUCCGAUAUCCAAUUCGAGACCGAGCCUGAGACCGAGCCUGAGACCGCCCCUACAACUGAGCCUGAGACCGAACCAGAGGACGAGCGCGGCCCCCGGGGCGCCACCUUCAACCAGUCACUCACUCAGCGUCUGCACGCUCUGAAGUUGCAGAGCGCCGACGCCUCCCCGAGACGUGCGCAGCCCACCACUCAGGAGCCUGAGAGCGCAAGCGAGGGGGAGGAGCCCCAGCGCGAGCCCUUAGACGAGGAUCCUCGGGACCCCGAGGAGUCAGAGGAGCGCAGGGAGGUGAUCAGGCAGCCCCGCCGCUGCAAGACCAGGAGGCCAGCCCGCCGUCGCGACCAGUCCCCGGAGUCCCCUCCCAGAAAGGGGCCCAUCCCCAUCCGGCGUCACUAAUGGGUGACUCCGUC
Rattus rattus (black rat) is the source of this 1051-nucleotide messenger RNA. RefSeq names its product neuroendocrine secretory protein 55. Gene Ontology annotation, biological process: response to parathyroid hormone. The record is from RefSeq and is a predicted model, not a curated record. The transcript has 2 exons. The coding region runs from base 249 to 1037 and encodes 262 amino acids. Lineage: Eukaryota; Metazoa; Chordata; Mammalia; Rodentia; Muridae.